UGUUCAAAUCAAACUCAUCUACACUAAAAACUCCGUUUCUUAACUGCCGCCGUCUACAGUAAACACUUAAACCCCUCUUUUCUAACGCACCGGCUGUUUGAAAAUGUCCAACGAGGUCGAGUCCGCGCAGGUUAGCGACGCCACGGAGGUGACGCAGCUGAGUAGCUCGGCAGGAAUGGAGAGCCACGCCGGUUCCUGCGACGAGGAGAUCCCGUUACAGCUUCUAAAUGACGCCGUCCGGUCAUUGCCUUAUCACGUGGUCAAGGACCUUCUGUCUAUCGGGGUGUGCUCGAGAUGCGUCCUACGGAUAUUCGGCACCGAGGACCAUAUUUAUUGCCAUCCAUUGCUAUCACAAUCGAUGAUCCGUUCAAUUCUUGAAGAAGUAACUGGUUUUAAAUCAGAAGGCGAUUUUCAAUUGUGCAGCGUUUGCUUGGGUAUAUUACAGUUCAGUUAUUGCGAUGGCAAAGAAGAGAUGGUGAAAAUGGAGAGUCCAAACGAUAUGGCUUCCACCAUUUCGGAGUUAGUGAAAACAGAGGGCCAUCAAAUUGAUGGAUUUUCUCUAGAAGUUUCCGUUCCACAACUUAUUUUGGAAAACGAAUCCUCGCUGUUGUUAGGUAUGAAAAAGAGAGAUGGAUCAGAGCCAUGGUUUCAAGAAAGAGUGCUUUCCAAAUGUGUCUCUGUGAAGGAUGUUCUGAAAAUUGCUAUAACGAAACCCCUUGAAACAUUGUUGGAUGUUAAAUCUACUAGUUCAGGCUGUUUCCGGAUCCGUUUGACUUACACUCAUAAAAGAGCAUCGGAUAACUAUGUUGAGAAGAAUCAGGGAUUCAAAAGGCGAAGAAUAGGCACUGGGAAUGGGUUGCACAAUGUAAAUGAUGAAACAGUGAUUACGAGUAAAGUUUGUUCUGAUUAUUCUACCAAUGAAACAACUUCUGUUACUGGAAGAUCUUCUAAUAUUUUGCAAGAUCAAGAUCCUUCUGAACACUUUAGAAUGCCCAUAGAUAAGGUCAGUGAACCUUGCCAUUUGGUAUACCUUUGCUACAGGACACAUAUUUAUCUAUGUGGUAGAUAUCUGAAGUACUCAAGGAAUGUGAGUCAAACACGCUGGAUAAUUGAUGAGGAAAGGAUGGGAGAAGCAUCUGUAGAGGAGGUUAUAGGUAGCAACAUCCUUCCUAUGUGUCGGGGUGAUAAUUACAAGUUUCAUGCUGCUGGCAGAGAAGAUAUUGAUGUUCGAAUGUUGGGUUCAGGCAGGCCUUUUCUGCUUGAGAUACAAAAUGCCCGCCAAGUACCAUCCGAGGAAACCAUUAAGGAAAUCGAAUUAAAGAUAAAUUGUUUGGAGAAUAAACUCGUUGGAGUUAAAAAUCUUAAAGUAGUAGGCAGUCAGGGUUGGACACUGAUGCGUGAAGGAGAAGCUGAGAAGCAGAAGCAGUAUUGUGCAUUAGUGUGGAUUUCUCGUCCACUUGAAGAUGAGGAUGUGCAAUCAAUAUCAUUGCUUAAUGACAUGCAAAUUCUGCAAAAGACCCCAAUACGGGUGCUUCAUCGUAGAAGUCCAUUGGAACGCCAGAAAAUUAUACAUUGGAUGAAGAUUGAGAGGAUUGCUGGAAGCUCUCAAUAUUUUCUUUUGCAUCUUUGCACCCAGGCUGGAACUUAUAUCAAGGAAUUUGUUCAUGGUGAUUUUGGGCGCACCCAGCCUAGUAUUGGAUCAAUUCUGGGAUGCAGAGCAGAGAUUAUGCAGCUCGAUGUUACAGACGUGAAAAUGGAUUCUUUCUGACUGAAAGAGGCGGAAGACACACUCCUAUAUCCAGGGACCAGUGAUACACUACGCAUCAAGUUUGUCAUAUAGUGUGGAUUAUCAAGGCGUGUUGCUGUUUUCGCCCCUCUUCUGAAUUGAAUUAUUCUGAGCCUUUCGGUUUCUCUUUGAUCCCUUACGUUUUGACUAGUGUGAAACAUACGUUAUUAUAGAAGGUUGGCAUCCAAAAGCAAAUGCUUUCAUGUUGCUUCGCCCUGCCUCUAUUUUGUGGGAAAAUAUUGCCUUGGG
Messenger RNA from Hibiscus syriacus, 2035 nucleotides. Its product is annotated as tRNA pseudouridine synthase Pus10-like. NCBI's taxonomy places the organism in Eukaryota, Viridiplantae, Streptophyta, Magnoliopsida, Malvales, Malvaceae. The coding region runs from base 104 to 1768 and encodes 554 amino acids. The record is from RefSeq and is a predicted model, not a curated record. Gene Ontology annotation, molecular function: RNA binding; pseudouridine synthase activity. The transcript has 15 exons. Gene Ontology annotation, biological process: tRNA pseudouridine synthesis.